This is a messenger RNA of Menidia menidia (Atlantic silverside), 3101 nucleotides long. NCBI's taxonomy places the organism in Eukaryota, Metazoa, Chordata, Actinopteri, Atheriniformes, Atherinopsidae. The record is from the annotation of a GenBank genome assembly.
AUGACAAUACGUGGCGUGGACACAAUGCACCCGACAUCGCGCAAUGACUCCGACUGUGAAUCUUUAUCUUAUAGCCCUUAUAUAAUCCCAGCUCUCUUCUUUCUGAUGUUCCCCAUUGCUUUGUUUCUAAAUGUUGUAGCAGCCUGGGUGUCUCUCCAGCUAAAGUCUACCUCCACAUUCGUGGUGUACCUGAAAAAUCUGGUAGCCGCUGACAUUAUUCUGACCUUCUUGAUCCCAAUUAAAUCUGCAGACAGUUUACCAGGUGCGUUUGAAAUAUUAGCUAUCCCCUCAUGCCGUUUUUUUUCUGUAUUCUUUUACAAUACUCAGUACACGUGCAUCACUCUUUUGGGCUGUAUAAGUGUGGACCGUUUCUUCAAGAUAAUGAUGCCACGCAGCAGAUGGUUUGGCCAGAAUUUGACCCUCAGCAAAAUUAUAUCGGCCUCAGUCUGGGUGAUUAUGUUUGUCUGUACAGGCUUACCUAAUAUGAUUCUAACAAGCAAAUCCACAUUCAAUGUCACAAAGAUCAGUUGUAUGAACCUGAAAGAAUCAGUAGGAAUAGAGUUCCACCAAAAAACUGUACUUUAUCUUAACGUUUUCUUUUGGCUUGUCAGUGUAGUCAUUGUGGUUUGCUACAUUUGCAUCACAAACAAAGUCAUCCAGUCCUACAGAAACUCAGGCAGCAACAACAACCAGGGAAAGCAGAAAGUCAAGCUGCGUGUUUUUCUUGUAGUCAUUGUCUUCUUUGUAUGUUUUGGUCCAUACCACCUUGUCAGGAUCCCCUACACUUUUCAACAAGUCAGCUAUUCCGAUGAUGACAAAUGCUCUUACACUUAUGAUCAGAUGGCCUUCGCCAAAGAACUCACCCACUGGCUAGCUACAACAAACAUCUGCAUGGACCCACUCAUCUAUGUUUUCUUGUGCCGAGAGUUCAAGGAGAAAUUGACAUCUAUGGUGAAAAAUGGCUUCUUCUCCUCAAAAUCAGUUGAGGAACAGAAAAUGAACAACACUCCGCCCAACAUCUCUCUUAAGUGCACUAGGGAUACCAGUGUCACAUCGGUGGUUUUCCCCUGCCUGUACAGCAUCCUUUUUAUAGUUGCCCUGAUACUGAAUUGCCUGGCCGCAUGGAUCUUCUUCAACAUCACCAGCACCUCAACAUUUGUCGUCUUCCUCAAAAAUGUGGUGGUGGCUGACUUGCUGAUGACCCUGACCAUCCCUCUGAAAGUCUUUAGUGAUGCGGGUGUGGGCUCGUGGCGUCUACGAGCGUUCUAUUGCCAAUACUCGGCCGUUCUCUUCUACAUCACCAUGUACAUCAGCAUCCUGCUGCUGGGCUUCAUCAGCUUGGACCGCUACCUGAAGAUCGUCAGGCCCUUUGGAAAAUGCAUUCUGCAGCGAGUUCGUGUUGGUCAGGUGUUGAGUGCAACUGUUUGGGUGGUGAUGCUGUCUUUGGCACUGCCCAACGUCAUUCUCAGCGAUCAGCCGCCUAAAUUCUCUGGAGGCAAACUCAAGUGCACCUCCAUGAAGAGUAAAGCCGGCCUACUGUGGCACGAAGGAUUCAACUACUUCUGUCAGGUUAUUUUUUGGGGCACGCUUGCUGUCAUGAUCGUUUGCUACACAUUUAUCAGCAAGAAGGUGUACGAGUCAUACAAGGCCUCAAAGAGCAGAUCAAAGGGUGCAAGUCGCAGAACUAAGGCAAAAGUCUUUGUGGUGGUGGGGGUGUUUUUUAUUUGCUUUGCCCCUUUCCACUUCGCUCGUGUUCCAUAUACUCUGACCCAAACCCGUAGCACGGCAAGUCAUUGCCGGGCACAGAAUGCACUGUACGUUGCCAAGGAAACCACCCUGUGGCUGUCUGCCACAAAUGUGUGUCUCGACCCGCUUAUCUAUGUCUUCCUGUGUAAAGUGUUCAGAAAGAGACUUACAGCCACAUUCUGCAAAGCCACCAGAGAAUCACCCACGGCAACGUCGACACAACUGGAGAUGUCAAAAAUAAACCAUAGCACCAGAAUGUCUUAUGAUGGCAUGUCAUAGACUGAUCAAAGUACAGCCCCACUAAAUCAAUAACUGCUGUAAAUCCAAGGCGAGAUGGUUUUUUAAGAGUGACGAUAUACAGCUAUUUUUUCUGUUGAUAUUAGUUACAAAACCAAUUUUAAUUCCAGCACAAGAUAUUUAUAUUGAGACUACAGGGACAUGUCAACUGAAAAAGUCACACUUGUCUUAGAGUCUUCAACUUUGAGAUCUUCUGUUUCUCAGCUGACAAAGCAUUUUUGGGCAGCAUUCGCUGACUCAUCCAACACAUUUCCUCGAUUUUCUAAUCUUGUUCAAACUGUACUUUCCCUUUGAGGAACUAAGGCUCAAGCAUAAACAUCUUGGAAUUGCAAAUAGCAUACAAAGUAUUAUUUUAACAGGAACUGGCCAAUAACAUCUGAGCAAGGGAAUAAGUAGGCUACAGAAGAAGUUUGGAAGAAUUUGAAUAGUAAAUAGUAGUUACUAUUAAAUAUCAUACUGUAAUUGCUAAAUACUCAUAUUAGUCAUAAACAUAGUCAUUUUGUGGGGAUAUUAACAUAAUUCUAUCUUGCAUCAUUCUAAUGUUAUCAAUAGUUAAGCAAAACCCCAAGACACAGCAUUCCUUUCGUAGUACUUUUUACAGAGCCAAAGAUAAAGUCUGAAUAAAUUCUCCUUUUUUAGGGGCAAUGUAUAAUUCAUUUUGAAGUUCCAAUGUAUGAAACAGAUCUUCCAAGAAGCAGUAAAAGUUUUCAUAGUGAUCCAUUUAACUCCCAUUCUGCAAAAAUAUUGUGUUGUAAAUAUCAGAACAAAGUCCUGCAUUGAACAUUGUACUUUAAUGUGUAUUGUCACAAAAUUGUAUAUAAAAGCAGAGAAUGUCUUAUGACUGUUACACUGUCUUAUUAUUGUGUAUUUAAAAUCAUUUGGGUUUGCAUUGAGCUUAUUUAGUAUACGGCUACAAACAGUUAUUAUCAUUAUUUUUUGGCUCUGUCAUUCCAGAGACAAAAUGUAAAAUGAAAUAUUGUAUGAAUUGGCUUUUUUGUGUAUAUAUUUGGACAUUGUUUUUUUGUGUAUUGAAUUUUUCGACAGUAUUCUUGUCUAGC